AUGUCGACCCCAUUAUUCUUGCUUCCCGCUCUGCUACUGGCUGCAGCAGCAGCCACCACCAAGACGGCCGAGAGCCUCACCGUGGCUCCUGGUUGCCAGGCGAGCUGCGGCGACGUGGACAUCCCCUACCCUUUCGGCAUCGGCAGCGGCUGCUCCCGCAAGGGCUUCGAGAUCGACUGCAUCAACAAUGGCCCUGUGCUCGCCGGCACCUCCCUCCAGGUGGUGCACCUUUCAGUGGAUCCUGCACAGUCGCUGGUGAUCCUCCCCGUGGCGUGGAUGUGCUACAACGCCUCCAAACCAAGCACGUGGGAGGACUAUAGCUAUGGUACGACAGAAAUGAACAAGGAAGGCGUGUACCGCAUCUCCAACACGCACAACAUGGUCGUCGUCCUCGGCUGUAACACCUUUGGGCGCACGACAAGCACGAGUACCGAGGGCACCAACAACCCCUACGCCUACUACACGGGGUGCAUGACCUACUGCAACAACUCGGCGAGCGCCCAGGACGGCCAGUGCGCCGGCGUCGGGUGCUGCCAUGUCGACAUCCCGCCGGGGCUCACCGACAACUGGUUUGAAUUCCGGACGUACGACCACACCGGCAUGAUGGACUACAGCCCGUGCGACUACGCCUUCCUCGUCGACAAGACAAACUACACCUUCAAGCGCUCCGACCUGCUCAAGGACAAGAACCGGACCUCCCCGGUGUGGCUAGACUGGGCCAUCCGCGGCAACAACUCCGUCUCCAGCGACAUACUAUCCUGCACCCAAGCGGCCAAGACCACCACCCCCAAGUACGCCUGCGUGAGCAACCACAGUAAGUGCGUUGACACCACCAAUGGGCCUGGCUACAACUGCAGCUGCUCCGAUGGCUACGAGGGCAACGCCUACGUUGUCAACGGAUGCACGAAUAUAAAUGAAUGUGCAGAUUCAAACAAGUAUCCCUGCAAAGGUGAAUGCGAGAACACCGAAGGAUCGUAUCUAUGCACCUGUCCUUCAGGUUACAGAAGCGAUGACGCGAGAAUUAUACUAUGUACUCGAAAGUUUCCACUAGUUGCACAGAUUUGCAUAGGUAUAAUAGGUGGUAUUCUUGCCAUCGCAAUAAUGACAUUCAUCAUUAUUAUUCGAAAAGAGAGGCGGAAGACCAAAGAGUUUUAUGAGAAAAAUGGUGGUCUUACCUUGGAGAAGGCAAAAGUUAUAAAGCUUUUCAAAAAGGAGGAGCUCAAGAAAAUAUUGAAGAGUGGUAAUAUAAUCGGAAAAGGUGGCUUCGGUGAAGUCUACAAGGGGCUUGUUGAUAAUGAACUUGUCGCAGUAAAGAAACCAAUUCGCAGCAAUGUGAUGGAGAGCACGCAGUUUGCAAAUGAAGUCAUCAUCCAGUCUCAAGUCAUCCACAAGAAUAUCGUUAAGCUUGUAGGUUGUUGCUUAGAAGUGGAUACCCCAAUGCUAGUGUAUGAGUUCAUCUCCAAAGGAAGCCUGGAUGACACUCUUCACAAGGGUGACAACAAGGUGCCUCUCAGCUUAGAUGUGCGUCUAAGUAUUAUUAAAGAAGCAGCACAUGGUCUAGCUUAUAUGCAUUCACAGGCCCACACCAAAAUCCUGCACGGUGAUGUUAAACCGGCAAAUAUACUUUUGAAUGAAAACUUUGUGCCAAAGCUCUCAGACUUUGGCAUAUCGAGGUUGAUUGCAAUAGAUAAGGACCACACCGCAAACGUCAUUGGUGACAUGACUUAUAUGGAUCCAGUCUACCUACAAACAGGCCGAUUGACCGAAAAAAGUGAUGUCUACAGUUUUGGGGUUGUCAUCUUAGAAGUCAUUAGCAGGAAGAAGGCCACUCACAGAGACAAUAACAGCUUAGUGGCGAGUUUUCUUGAAUGUCACAAAGAAAGGAAGAAAGCAACAGAGUUGUUUGAUCAGGAAAUUGCAGCAACAGAAGAUUUGGAACUCCUUGAGGCCCUGGCAGGGAUUGCUGUAGAAUGUCUUAAUAUUGAUGUGGAUCCCAGACCAUCAAUGACAGAUGUUGUGGCACGCCUUGCCACAUUAAAUAGAUCUUUGCUAUAAGUUGCUUUCCUGAGUUGAGUUUACACAACACGUAUGCCAUGUCCAAUAAAAUAGGCAACUAUGACUAUUUGAACCUGUAUUGUAUUUGCUAUUGUGAUAAGCAGGG
Molecule: messenger RNA, 2161 nt
Organism: Lolium rigidum
Lineage: Eukaryota; Viridiplantae; Streptophyta; Magnoliopsida; Poales; Poaceae
Product: wall-associated receptor kinase 2-like
Exons: 3
Coding region: 1-2055 (684 amino acids)
Biological process (GO): protein phosphorylation; cell surface receptor signaling pathway
Cellular component (GO): plasma membrane
Molecular function (GO): protein serine/threonine kinase activity; ATP binding; polysaccharide binding
Source: RefSeq, a predicted model, not a curated record